Messenger RNA from Hypanus sabinus (Atlantic stingray), 1496 nucleotides. It is a transcript of the gene cdc26, whose product is annotated as cell division cycle 26 homolog. Bases 78 to 332 code for a protein of 84 amino acids. The record is from RefSeq and is a predicted model, not a curated record. Gene Ontology annotation, cellular component: anaphase-promoting complex. Gene Ontology annotation, biological process: anaphase-promoting complex-dependent catabolic process; protein K11-linked ubiquitination; regulation of mitotic cell cycle. Lineage: Eukaryota; Metazoa; Chordata; Chondrichthyes; Myliobatiformes; Dasyatidae. The transcript has 2 exons.
CCGAUGCGCAACGCGGCUCGCAUGCGCGCCGCCUGCUUCCUUUCAUUUGGCGGAGGCAGCUGGUCGCCGAUGGUGAGAUGUUGCGGCGGAAACCGACCCGGCUCGAACUGAAGCUGGACGACAUCGAAGAGUUUGAGAGCAUGAAGAAAGAGCUGGAAAAUCAGAAAAAGCAACAGCGAGAGGAAGGAGAAAUGGUGAGUUCCAGUGACGUUGACAGUGCAAAUGGAGCAAGAGAUGAUGCCAAAGUGCGAGAGAAGAUAAACGAGCGAAUUGGAUAUCGGCCAAACUCUCACGUCAACAAACCUUUCUCUUUGUUUGGGAACCUCCACUGACGGAUGCCCUAUUGUUGGGGUACGAGUUCAGAAUCUGUACCUGAUUUGUUUGAGAUUGUGAACUUGAAGACACGCAACUGUUGGAGUAAACUUGGUGCACUACUGUGCUUUCAGCAAGGGUGGCAUUGAAUGGGAUUAAAAUGGAAUGAAGCUCACUUAGCUCGGUAACCACUUCUGUAAAUACAUUGAUUUGGAUCUGACUUUCACUUGCUGUGACUCGUGUGAAUUCCCUCUGAUUGCUCAUUCAUAUUGGAUCUUGCAUUCCAACGGGAUUAUUUCAAGGUACCUCACCCGAUCUUCACCUCUGAUUAAGGUUCAGAAGUGGUAAUGGGCACAGGUUUUCCAAUCGAGUUAUAUUAGCAUUAUUAAUUUCUAAAUUAGUCGUAAGAAAUUCCAUGGUUAACUUAGUUCCCUUCAGCUGAACCUGAUUGCUAUUUGAUUAGAAAUAGCCUAUGUUGGGUGGUAAUGGGGACAAGCUCCCACUACCUAUUAAAUGCUCCCAAUGGCCUGCGCCUCAAAUGGCCUCUUGAGAACCAAGUCCAGCUCCUGACCUUCACAUGUGGUUUAGCUAUUUAGCCCGGUGGAACAGUUUCUACUGAGAAGAGGAGGGGCAAAAGUGGGUUACUGGCACCUUAAACCCAGCUGCUUCGGUUAGAUGGGGCUCCUCAUCUAGGAGAAGGAAAACUGAUCUCAAACCUCCACUGCCUUGUGGCUAUACCAACUCAUGGGGAAGGCCUCAGGAGUAAACCCCGAGGGGAAAAAUCUGGAGCUGGAGUCCCUGAGGCAGUCCUACAUUGAGUCAAUGCUGACUGGCAACUCCUGCAACACUGCUGGUACUGAACUGUAUCAGUCUCUGCCAUUCCUUUGGAUUCAUCAGAUGUGUGGAGAGGGGGAGCUUGCUACGUGGGCAACAGCUUGCUCUCCAUAUCGUACUACUCAAGCUUACAUAUCUAGGCGGCUAUGACAAAAUAUCCAGGGUCGACGCUGACCAAGGAGGUCCUCACCUCUCCAAUGGCAUGUUCGGGGGGAAUAAUCACACCAAUGAACUGACAACCAUAAAAAUCAAGUGAAUUUAUUUUGAUGCCAAGGAAUCAGUGGUUGAAAAGAUUAAAGUUUUAUAAUUGACCAGCAUGAAAUAUUUCAUUAAAUGAUUUGUUUUUUGUG